Electrophorus electricus (electric eel) is the source of this 1348-nucleotide messenger RNA. RefSeq names its product BCL2 modifying factor 1 (gene bmf1). Gene Ontology annotation, biological process: apoptotic process; negative regulation of autophagy; positive regulation of apoptotic process. The record is from RefSeq and is a predicted model, not a curated record. Lineage: Eukaryota; Metazoa; Chordata; Actinopteri; Gymnotiformes; Gymnotidae. Gene Ontology annotation, cellular component: myosin complex.
GCAAAGCGGACGAUACUGAUCUGUAUAGCCAAUUGACACUGAACUGACUGCUUUAACCUGACUGACAUAACGGAUUUGAAAACAGAGCGGACACGGGUGGCGAGCGUGUGGGGCUCCUUCUCAUGGACGACGAAGAGGAUGAUGUGUUCAGGAUUGCCGCACAGUACUGGCCACACUCCCUCCGUGAGAUAAAGCAAGAAGAGCGUGGCACACAGACUGCAGGGCGGCCACUGGCGAGGCCCAACGGCAUGCUGCCGUGCGGCGUGUCCGAAGAGCCCCGACGCCUCUUCUACGGUAGUGCAGGACUGCUCCUGCUAGCACCACCUGCACGCCCCAACAGUGCAGACGACGCCAUGCUCCCAGAGAACCAGCUGGCUGUGGAGCCUCCCCGGCGGAGGCCCCUCCAUAGCGUGGAGGCCAGCAUUGGUCAAAAGCUCCAGAUGAUUGGCGACCAGUUCUAUCAAGAACACAUGCUGCAACACCGAAACCAAAGGAACCAUCAGCCAUUUUGGUUGCGUUUGGCCUCUGCAUUGUAUGUGCUCCUGUUUGAGAGGGAGCCUGCAGCUCGCUGGAGGGGGGUGGACCAGAGGUGCCAGGCACAAGUGCCCAAGUGUAUUUUUUACUCAAAGGAUUGCAUGCACACCACGGUGUCCAGUAUUAGUUUGACGGAGGGGUUCAUACAGAGGAAGUGCUGGAGCGUGAUGUCCGCACAUUUAUUUCGACUGCUUAAGACGAACUUCAGGUUCAAGAUAAAAACCUGACAGUUGGGUCUAUCUGUGAUCGAAACCAACAGUGUCUUGAAAGUAGUUUAGUCCAUUGUUAGUUUCAGUUUUUAAGGGGAAUUUGGUUAAUAAUUGUGUGAGCAAAUCCCCCCUCCCCCCUUAGUUUCUGGUUUUCACCCUGGAAUUACUAAUGCAUUUUGUACUCCUGUGAAAAAUCCAAUGAGAAUAAGGGCUUUCUUAAUGUAAUCAGGCCUUCACUUUUUAUUUAGAUAGGGAAAAAAAACUCCUUAUGUUGGUUCUAUUAAUUGGCAUUCUAAAUGAAAUAAAUGUCUGCUUUUUUAAUCUACAGAAACCUAUUAUUUUAAGUUGUUUUUGAUCCUAAAAUGCCUUUUUGUUAAUUCAGAUUCAACAAAGUCUUGAGGCUCACACAUUCUCUGUAUACCAAGAAAUGAGACCCAGCGAAAAUGUAGCAUUUUUGUAAACAUUGACUGUGUGUCUUCGAGACUGAACUGUGCACUCUAACUUUUUUUAAAUGUUGAUACAGUAUGGAAGUUUUAGACAAUUUGUUAUCUAGUGCAAUAUGCUGUAUAUAAGAGCUUUGCUCUACAAAAAGCAGUUUCUGAAUC